Anarrhichthys ocellatus (wolf-eel) is the source of this 1512-nucleotide messenger RNA. RefSeq names its product fibrinogen-like protein 1. Gene Ontology annotation, biological process: blood coagulation, common pathway; fibrinolysis; blood coagulation. Gene Ontology annotation, molecular function: protein-macromolecule adaptor activity; extracellular matrix structural constituent. Lineage: Eukaryota; Metazoa; Chordata; Actinopteri; Perciformes; Anarhichadidae. Gene Ontology annotation, cellular component: fibrinogen complex. The record is from RefSeq and is a predicted model, not a curated record. The transcript has 7 exons. Bases 381 to 1376 code for a protein of 331 amino acids.
AGCACACGCCCCCGGUGGAAUCAAAUAUGUACCGUACCUAUGUGUGUGUAAAGAAUGCUGAUCUGAAAUAUGAAAAACAACCAGUAGUCAAUGUGCAAGCUGCCAAUUGAAUGGUGAUUUAAGCUACUCUAUUGGGUUCAUAUAUUUGUAAAUCUGAAAGAGUCAGUGCCUCACCGGCCACGAACCUCACGGUACGUCACUGGUCCACGUGCAGUCUAAUAAUCUCCAGCCAUACAGAGUCAUGGGGAGAAAGCAACGAACAACAUGAGAGAGAGGGAGGAGAAAGAGAGAGAGAGAGAGAGAUAGUCCGUGAGACUCUAAAGACUGCAAAGACCAGAGAGUGUGACAGUUUGAUUCAGUCACCAAUCAGAUCACUGAUUAUGGGAAUGCUGAGGAUAUUAAUGGCCUUUGUUCUUCACAUAGCUGCCUUUCUGGCGGCUCCUGUGCCAUGUGAGGAGAAGGUGAUCCGUCUGGAAGCGGAGAUCCGGGAUCUGAUGAAGGUGAUCAACGACCAGCAUCGCUACAUCCAGGAGCUCCACAACAGCCAGGCCCAGCAGCUGGAAUACAUACCCAACUCAUACCUGGGCCCCAAGAAUCUCUAUAGAGACUGCUCUGAGGUGUUUGCAGACGAUAACGUGGCCAGUGGGCUGUAUGUGAUACGUCCAGACGGCUCUCACACCGCUCUGAGCGUCUACUGUGACAUGAACAACGGAGGAGGAUGGACUGUCUUCCAGAGGAGGAAAGACGGCAAAGAGAGCUUUGACAGAGCGUGGGUGGAGUACAAGCAUGGAUUUGGAGACCUCUACUCACCUGAUGGAGAAUUCUGGUUGGGCAAUAAACCUCUCCACGAUCUCACUUCACAAGGAAACUACGACCUGCGGAUCAACAUGGAGGACUUUGAGGGAAAUCAGCGCUAUGCAGAGUACAAGAACUUCAAUGUGGAUGAUGAAAAGGACCAGUACCAGUUACAUGUGGGAGAGUACACUGGGAAUGCAGGAGAUGCCCUGGCUGACGUCCGUGGUUCCCCCUCUGCUGGGAAGAAAUGGACUGGUCCAGACAGUGGGGUCAAGUUCAGCACCUUUGACCGGCUAAAUGGCGGCGACGCGGAAAAGGACGCCAGGUGUAUCAGACACAGCAAGUCAGGCUGGUGGUUCAGCAGGUGCGAUUCAGGCAACUUGAACGGUCACUACUACAAAGGGCCGUAUCAAGCGAUGACCGAUGAUGGGGUGGUGUGGUACACAUGGCAUGGGUGGUGGUACUCCAUCAAAUCCGUGGUUAUGAUGGUACGAGCCGCUGACCUCGAGCAUCCGCCACCAGUUCAACUCGACCCCAGCAAAGCGGCAGGCAACGUCAUUGAAGUUCCUCAUGGCCGAUAGCGAGCAAGUGGUGGAAGCAACAUGUGACACAGGGUGAAAUCAGUGUCAUCUCACUCACAUCGUGUACUCGCCUUUUUGACUUUCAGAAAUGUAAACCAUUGCAUUUAUUUUGAUAUUGAAAAUUAAACAAUGUUGC